Molecule: messenger RNA, 7651 nt
Organism: Drosophila simulans
Lineage: Eukaryota; Metazoa; Arthropoda; Insecta; Diptera; Drosophilidae
Gene: Mrtf
Product: myocardin-related transcription factor B
Exons: 5
Coding region: 533-5875 (1780 amino acids)
Source: RefSeq, a predicted model, not a curated record
GCGUGCGCCCGGAAUAUCUACACUCAGUGGUCUCUGCGGAGGUUUCACGUUUGAACGUCUCUCGAACGAAAACAGACGAUUUUCACGGAAAAGCGCAAUGUGAAAGCCAAAAAAGACUAGAAAUAGCCUGGCGUGACGUCCCACACAGACGACAGACAGCAGAACGAUUAGCACCGUCAGUAGCGGACUAUAGCGAACCGAGAGAGGAUCUUACGCCCGAUCUAACCGAUCUAACUGAUCUUAAAGUGUUUAGACUAAGUUACGAAGUGUUACGAAAAUGCCAACAUUCCAUUGCUGAAACCGCUGCUAAAAGAUAUCGAUCGAUCGAGAUCGAGAGUUCGAGAGAGAAACCAUAGAUUCCUGACAGCAGGUGGUUGUGUCGCGCGAGUGUUCCUAGUGCCGAAACCCCAGGAUGUGUCUCCUCUAAUAGCCCGCCGAUCAGCGCCGUCCAUCGAGCCAAGCAGGAUCCGAGAAGAAUCUCCGAAAGGACUGCACCACCGGGCUCCAGUGGUUCGAGUGGUUCGCGGGGACCAUGCCGGUCAUUGCCGACGCCGCCAGCGAUGAGCCACCAGCAAAAUGUUGCAAACAUUGUGAGGAGUCGACGCAAAGCGUGGACGGCGGACCUGCAUCGUGGCGUUUAACGCUCGAUCAGGAUCUAAUUGACACGCUCAAGGGCAACUUUCCCAGCUGGUUCCAGGGCUCAGCCGGCGGAGGAGGAGGAGGAGGAGCAGCCAGCAAGCAGAAUCCGCAGCAGCACAAUCACCAGCUGGCCCAGCAGAAGCAUCACCAGCUGGUGGCCACCAGUGUCAUACCCAUAACCAUUGACACGAAGCUCGCCGCCAGCAAUACAAAUACACUCCAGCAACAUCAGCAGCAGGCGGCCAUCCUGGGCCACAGUUCGUCGUCGGCCUCGCCCGCAUCCUCCGUCAGUUCCAACUCCUCGAAGAAGUCCAUCAGCAGCAGCCUGAGCAGCUGCAGCAGCAGCAGUAGCAACAGCAGCAGUUGCGGUAGCAACCAUUGCAACUCCAAGUCCGUUUCCAGUGGAGCCAAGGGAGCCGGUUCAGCGACGGCGAGCAGGUUCCUCAACAAAUCCACCUCGUCGCCCACCAAGAGCCUCUCGAGGACUUUAAAGGCCACCCAGAAGCCGAACGGCAACCACAAGGUUGGCCAGCUGGUCAAGUCCGCCUCCCUGCACAGCCUGAGCAGCGGAAGCAGCGGGAGCAGCAGCGGAAACAGCGCCAGCGGCAGCUCCUCGCUGCUGGCCACCAUCUCCACGUCGCCGCUGACCACCGUCGAGCUCAUCUCGAGCGCCGCAUGCAGUGGCCUCCUGGCCACCAGGCUCAGCGGCAAGGACUUGGAGCACUCCUUUCAGGACAUAAUACUGCUGCACGAGGCCUACGACGACAUGUCGGAGGGUGAGCAGCGUUUGCAUGCGACGUUCCUGGGCAGCAGCGAUGAUGGCAACAACUCGGAUUGUUACGAUGCCAGACAGUCACCACCAAAGGCCAUCGUGGACUCCAGUCCGCUGCAGCCUGCGAUGGACAAGAAUAAGGAAUCGCUCAAAGUGAAGCUCAUGGUGCGACGUCCACACUCGCAGCUCGUCGAGCAGGGCAUCAUACCAUCUCUGAAAACCUCGCCCGCUAUCCACGAACAAUGCAAGCAAUUGGAGCGCGCCAAGACCAGCGAUCUGCUGAAGGCGAAGAUCCAGCAGCGACCAAACCGCGAAGAUCUCGAGAGGCUGCACAUUCUCGAGGAGGACGAGUGCCACAUCGAUCCCAGUUUGGCGGAGAAACAGCGGAUGCUGAAGAAGGCUCGCCUGGCGGACCAGCUCAACUCUCAGAUUCAACACCGUCCUGGUCCACUGGAGCUAAUCAAGAAGAACAUCCUGCACACGGAGAAGCCGAUAGAGAAGAUUGUCAAGGAGGGACUCGUAUCCUUCAAGGCAACCAGCGAGGGUCUGCUCACGAGACCCCAGCAUCCGCACAGUUAUGUGACCUUCGAUGAUGAUUCCCUGAGCUCCGAGAGCGAUACGAGGCAGACACCGCCGCGUUUGGAUGAGGCUAUGGUCGCCACCUCCAGUUCACCCACCGAUGUGCUGCAGGCGGCGGCUGCCUCAGCAGGAAUAGUGAACAUGGCCUUGACCAUGCCCACAGCUGGUCAACUGGUGGUCACCGCGCCACAGAUUCUUCCCCAGCAGCAGCAACCGAAGGCUAUAGUGGUGCCAGCACCAGUGCCACCACCUCCGCCGCCGCCACCACCACUGCCCAUGGCCAGUAUCAUCAAGGUAAAGCAGGAGACCGCCAAUCUGUACGAGGAACUCUGUCAAAGUGUCACGGGUACCACGGCAAGUCCGGUCAACCAUCUGUACUCGCCCUGCUCACUAGCCUCUAGUACUUCCACACUAAGUCCGCUGUCUUCCAUCGCCUCUCCGCCACCACCACCGAUGACCACCACACGACUGCACCUUGCUCCCGUAUCCGUGAAGUCUGAUGCUCCCGGGAAGGAUAAGAACCGAAAGAAAUCGAAGUCCAAGCCCGUGUCCAAGGCGCGCACCAUUAAAUUCCACGAGUACAAGGGUCCACCGAGUGCCGCCGGGCAAAAGCAGGAUCAAACGCAGCCGGAAGAGACCUCCUACCAGCUGAUGUUGGAGCAGCAAAACUGUCUGCUAAAGUUCCUGGAGAACCUCAACAAGAAUCAGUCCAUCAUCCCAGCGCCCAGUGCGCCGGGUGUUAUGCUUCCAGCAGCUCCUAGUGCGACCAAUAACAGCAUCACGGUAACUACAAAGACGGUGCCUGCAUUGGCUUCGCAAUCCGCUCCAGCUCCAGCUCCCAUCAGCCUGCCCAAUACCAUAUCCAUAACGAGCAGUUCCGGAGGAGCUCCACUUAAUUUCGGAGAUGCCGCUAUGCUGACGCCCACGCCGGCGGCCACACCCACUCCGCCCACCCUGUCGCUGAUCGCUACACCACAGCAACAGUUGCAGCUGCAUCAGCAACACCAGCAGCUGCACCAACCAACUCCAGUGCAACACCCACCACCACUGCCCUCGCCAGCGCUUUCGGUCAGCUCCUCGAUUCCGCCCAGUCCGGCCACCAGCUACGCCGAAUCCACCACCAGUUCCAUCACAGACUUGACCCGACUGGAGAAGAUGAAGGUCUCUGACCUGAAGCAGCAUCUCAAGCGCAGGAACUUGCCCGUCUCCGGUCCCAAACCACAUCUGAUUGAGAGGCUGAAACCAUAUUUGCCCCUGGAGCCACUGGAUAGCAAUGUAACACCCGCUCCGACCUCCAACAACAGCAACACAACGCCCGAUGUAAUCACAAUUAGCGAUGCCAUGGACACGAGCAACUGCGGAUUGUUGGAGCAGCCUCCACCAGUGACCAUGUUGGUUUCAGAUGCAAGCAUGGAACACGAGCAGAUGGAUGUGGUGCAGCAACAGAUGGAUAACACGCAUCCAAUGACGCUGCAGACUAUUCUGCCUCCACAACCGCAAACUGCAACCAUAAUCCUGACCAACGAGGAGUUGCUGAGAGAGCAGCAGCGCAAGAUCGACGAGCUGCAGAGGCAAUUGCAGCGAUCGCAACAGGAGCUGCAGAAGAUACGCCAGCGGCAACAGCAGCAGCAACAUCAGCAGCAAACGGUUACCGCUCAAGUGGUGAAUGCAUUGCCUUCGCAGCAAAUCACGCUGAUCACCACGACCUCGAAUGGGCCGCAGCAAACACUGACUGUAAUGCCGCAGGUGGAGAAGAAUGUUUCCGCCAAAGUGACGGUGAAAGCUACUGGAGGCAACAGCAACCAUAAGGUAAAUGGACUGCAACAACAGGGAUCCGCAGCCAAGAAGCCAGCCGGCAGCAACUCGAACAGCAAUAGUAACAUUUCCUCAUCGAAUCCGCCGCCAAUCAACCAGAAAAUGGUGGUCAAGCAGCAGCUGGAGGCUAAAAUCCAGAAGCAAAAGGCAGCGGCAGCGGCCGCCGCACAGCAACAGCAGCAGCAGCAACAACAACAGCAGCAGCAGGCACUGCAGCAACAGCAACAACAGCAGCAGCAACAGCAACAGGUGCGCCUGCUCACGCAAAAGACACAAACUGUAUUCAUUCCAUUCAACAACAACAAUCACAUAAACAACGCUUCUGCCAAGACAACAACAACCAAGAAAUCCAAUGUGCCCGCCAACAAUACAAAUACAACCACCACAACCAUGAUGCAAGCAGCCAAGCCGGCGGCAGUUGCGACGGCAUCAGCCUCGCCAGCCACUCAACACCACAAUAACUUGGGCCUGCUGUGGAACGAAGGAAAUCAGACCAUACUACUGGUGGGUCUGAACGAUCAGCACAUGACGGCGCACACGCUGGGCAAUAUCAGCUUAACGGCCACCACUACGACAGCAGCAGCACCGCCGGCGGCUACUCCAGUUGCAGCAUCUACGACAGCUCCGCCAAAGAAGAUACUGAAUGGCCACCAACGCACAAACUCCCUGCCCAGCAUUGUCUUUCCCAUCGAAACCAAGUCCAUCAUUACCCAGCAGCAGUUGCAACAACUCCAGCAGCAACAACAGCAGCAACAGCAAUUCCAGCCUGUCCAGCAGCCACAGCAGCAGCUCAACCAAGUGGACAUCAAGCCUGCACCAGCACCACCGCCGCAAUACGAAGAGGCCACCAAGCAGUUGGCGGCCAGCAAGGCGGCAGCUUUGAAUGGCCUCCUACCGCUGGUCAAGAUUAAGGAGGAGCCCGUUCAGUCGCCCGCUCCUGCUGCAGCUCCUCUGCCGCAAACAGCUCCUCUGUGCAAACGCAAGACGGCGAGCAUUAAGUCCGAACAAGUCAGCGAUGUUCUGGACAUACUAAUCAAGCAGGGUGAACUGCCGGAAAGUGCUGCUCUGGAGCCCAUUACACCGUUAACGCCGCUGCCGGAGUUGUCCAUGUUCAAUGGAGCCACGCCCACCACUGCGGCUGGUGGAGCCAGCAUAGUACCGCUGGUGCCCAAGCUAGAGACGCCAGUUACGCCAGUCCAAAACCUCGACAUGGCCAUGGACACAAAUGAGCAGCAUGUGGGCUUUGCCAGCAAUCAGGCCCCGAAUCAUGUGUUCAUCGAGAGCAUAGACAUGGCCUCGCCCCUGCAGACCGAUUCAAGCGCCAUUGAUGCUGAGAGCGUGGCCAAGACCUUAGAUAUUUUCCUGGAACAGCACCAUGCUACGCCGCCACCGAGCACACCGCCCAAAAGUUGCCACAGCGGUAGUGAGAAGCCAAACAGCCCGGAUGCCAAGCUCAAUCACUUUGAUGAGUACGAGCUGCUGGAGCUUAUGUCGCAGCAACUUGAGAUGGACAUGGGAGAUGACUCCAGUGGCUAUUGUCACGCCUCGGCGGCGAAGAGCAGCAACAACAACGGCAACCUGCGACGCGAUCUCAAUCCCAGCCUGCAGCCGUCCAUCAAUGAGCUGCUGGAUGCGAGCAGUCCCGACAACGUGCUGCUGAACAAUAACCCGGGUGCCGAUGUGGACUUCGACGCGGAUAGCUUUGUGGCCCAAUUGAGUCAGCACGUCACCGGAAAUGGCAACAGUCCUGGGGUCAAUUGCAAUGGAUCCAUUGAAUCCUCGUCGUCGGCGGUGAAUAGUCACUUUGGGAGUCACAGCACACCAAUGGAUUGCGAUGAUUUCGAGAGCACACUGAACUCUUUUAUGCAGGCGGUGACCCAACCGCAGGCGGGCCAACACGGCGAAUACGCGACGUCGACGAGCAUGGCCAAUGGAACCGGAGGAGGAAUGGGCGUGGACAACGGCACCGGUGGGGCAGUGGACGCCUUCAAUGCGAGUGGCGAUAUAUUCGAUUUGUUCAACAUGGACGAUUACAAGAUGAACUGGGCGGCGGGAGAUUUUACAGUCUAGGCGGUUUUAUGUAUUCAUAUGGCCCUCGAAGCGGCAGGGCAGAAUUUUCUAGAAUUCAUCAAUAUAUUUCCCCAACUUUGUUCCGUAUCGAGAAAAAACAAAACUCACAAUCCAGCGUGGUGCUCACUUUUCUGAAAAUAUUCCUGAAGAAUUCGUUUCGAAGAAAGCAAACACACACACACAAACAAAACAAAACAAAUCCUAUUUAUUUUCUAAAUGCAUUUAAUACAUUUGAACGUCAGUUGAAAUUUCGAAACUUUACUAUUUCCAAGAAAAACUAAAAAGAAUGCCAAAAUUGCCGGGAGUUACACUCCAAAACCAUACUUUUGCACCCUUUCCUGUAUAAGCAAGAAAAACAAAAACCAUAAAAAACAAAAACAGCCAAAACAUUUAGAAAAGCAUAACAAGUAAAACUUAUCAUAAACUAUCAUUAAAACGUAAGCCUAAAAUGUUGUAAAGAACGAUAAAGAGAGAAAAGAAAAACAAAAGUACAUGUUUCUAAUGAAGGUCAUUCCAAUUUGAGAAUAAUGCGAGUGAAAUCUAACUAACUAAACCGAAUGGAAGAAUGAAUGAGUUGAGUCCCAGGAUGCGGAUGCGGAUGCGGAUCUGCAGAAGAAGAAGAAGGAGGAGGGAGAGAAAGCGGCAAGGGAAAGAGAAAUUAAGCUAAUCAAAAAAUUCUAUAAAAAUCGUAAAAAAAUAUAUUCUUGUUGUGAGAACGACUUAAGUGAAACACAUUCAGUAAUUUUGUUUUAAGUUCUAUUUAAAAUGAAAUGAAUUAAAUUAUUUAAAGCCUAGGCAGUGCUUAAUUCUAAUUUAAAAGCAAAAUUAAAUGAAAUAUUUAAAACACGAUUUGAGAAGUAUUUCCUGCAAGGAAAGAAAAAGCCUUUAAAGUAGUCGAAGCCACAAACCAGUUAAAUUAAUUUUAAACUCGGAUCAAUUUCAUUUAAAAUGUAAGCCAAAAUAUAUAUAUUCAUAUUUCUUUUGUUUUGCAUUCUUAGGCACAGCGAAUUCCGUUACUUAAACUAAUUCUAAUGAAAAUAUAUUUAAAACAAUUAAUUUAGCUACUUCGUAAAGUAAUUAAAUCCUGCGGCGUGUACUUAACGCACAUUUUGUAAUCGUGUCUAUCGCAAUUCGGAAUUGUAAUCGUUCAUCUUUCGUAAGCACACAAAUUCGGCUAAGUGUAUUUUAUAAAUUGGGAGCAUGCCAAGCAUUCGGACGUAUAUUUGAGUGUAGGGCUCAAUAAAAUAAAUUAUAAAUGUAAACUGAGAAAAUUAAUUGAUAAGCAAUGGACACAUUUCAAUAGGAAAACAGAAGAGGAAAACCCAAUUCAAAAUUGCAAAAUGUGAGGAACUCAAUACACCAAUAAAUAUAUAUAUUUUUGUAUAAGCAAAUAUAUAUACUCUACGUUUAGAUCUAGUCUAAAAUUUCACACAUUUCACCCGCAGAGCAAAAGUUAAUCAUCACUCAACACUUGUUUACAUUUGCAAUAAUCUGAUUUAGAGUUGGAUUGUAAGCUUAAAGUAUAUUUAUCAUCGACGCGCUUUAAACACAAAUGAGAACGUUUCCAUUAUAACAAUUCAUAUAUAUUAAUUUAAGGACUACGUUUAUUGUUAGUAUCAAACUUAAUUACCAUAACUAAGCUUAUUGUUUGAUUAAUUCUAAAUUUAAUUACCUAAUUAUCUAAUUUAAUAUGUUGGCUUGAACAAUUUUUGUGCGUUGCGUUUAAAAGAGAUUUCAUUUAAAUACAAUACAGAAUAAACUCAAUCACGUCAUGAA